Messenger RNA from Emys orbicularis (European pond turtle), 1155 nucleotides. Its product is annotated as retinol dehydrogenase 7-like. The coding region runs from base 1 to 1155 and encodes 384 amino acids. The record is from RefSeq and is a predicted model, not a curated record. The transcript is spliced from 6 exons. Gene Ontology annotation, molecular function: all-trans-retinol dehydrogenase (NAD+) activity. Gene Ontology annotation, cellular component: intracellular membrane-bounded organelle. Gene Ontology annotation, biological process: retinol metabolic process; steroid metabolic process. NCBI's taxonomy places the organism in Eukaryota, Metazoa, Chordata, Testudines, Emydidae.
AUGCGCUCCCUGCCUCCAGCCGGGCCCCAGCCUCUUGCCCGGGCCCCCUGCACUCCCAGGGGAGGUGUUUAUCCUUCACCAAUCGCCAGGCUCGUCCUGUCUGAUUUCCAAAGUGCCAAUUCCCCAGAGCACAGCGGGAGCUGGAAUCCAAGGCAAGCGGGGCCCUUGCUUGCAGCAGCGAGACUCAGUCCGCCUGUGAGGAUGUGGCUGUACCUGGCCGCCCUGCUGGGGCUGUACUUCCUCCGCCGAUGGUACCGGGAGCGGCAGAGCGUCGAGGGCCUCCCGGAGAAAUACGUCCUGAUCACCGGGUGCGACUCCGGCUUCGGGAACCUGCUGGCCAAGCAGCUGGACGUGCGGGGCCUGCGGGUGCUGGCGGCUUGUCUCACCCAGCAGGGCGCGGAGCAGCUGAGGAAGGCGACGUCGCAGCGGCUGCAAACGGUGAUCCUGGACGUCACCCGGACCGACAGCAUCGCCGCGGCCACCGCCUGGGUGAAGGAACAAGUGGGGGACAAAGGGCUCUGGGGCCUGGUGAACAACGCGGGGAUCGGCAUCCCCACGGCCCCCAACGAGUGGCUGACCAAGGACGACUUCGUCAAGGUGCUGAACGUGAACCUGAUCGGCCUCAUCGAGGUGACCCUCAGCGUCCUGCCCCUGGUGAAGCGAGCCAGGGGCCGGGUCGUCAACGUGGCCAGCACGAUGGGCCGGCUGGCCAUGAUCGGAGGGGGCUACUGCCCGGCCAAGUACGGGGUGGAGGCGUUCUCCGACAGCCUCCGGCGGGAGCUCCUUCCUUUCGGGGUCAAGGUGUGCAUCAUAGAGCCGGGCGCCUUCGGGACGCAGAUCUUAAAUACCCAGAUCAUGAAAGACAUGCUGCAGGAGGUGUGGGGCCGGGUCCCCGCCGAGAUCAAAGAGUCGUACGGGCAGCGCUACUUCGACACCUAUUAUGAGCAGUUCCUCCAGCUCUUAUCCACGGCCAGCCCCAACCUCUUCCUGGUCACCGACUGCAUGGAGCACGCGCUGACAGCCUGCCACCCCCACACUCGGUACUCGGGGGGCUGGGACGCUAAGCUGUAUUACCUCCCGCUCUCCUACUUGCCAGCCUGGUGCCAAGACUUCCUGCUGACUCUCCGGCAGCCCAAACCGGCCCAGGGCAUCUAG